AUGAGCGUGCGCAAGGCGCAUAACUCCGGCCGCAACCACCUCCGCAACGUGGUGGAAUACUAUCAGCAGAUCGGUCAAGAGAAGGCCCAAUCAGUCAUCGACUCCAUCACUUCCUCCUACGCCGCAGAGGGCAAGGCCGUCCCCAAUCCCGCCAUGGUCCCUCCCGGCGCAUUCCCGCCUCCAUUCGGCUUCCCAGGAGGUCCAGGCCAAGUCCCCCCUCUCCCAUUCGGUAUCCCACCCCCCGGAGCCCCAGGCGCCCCAGGAAUGCCGCCUCUCCUCCCCGGCGGCCGCGGCAUGCCAUUCCCCCCAUUCCCGCCCAACGCCUCCGGCACCCCUCCCCAAGGCGGUUUCCCUCCACCACUGCCAAACAUGCCCAACAUGCCCCCCGGCGCGGGCAACCUGCCUCCACCCCCGCCAGGCGGAUUCCCGAAUUUCCCUAUCCCCCCGCCCGGUGCUGCGGGUGGAUUCCCACCGCCGAUGCCGAUGCACCAUGGUGCGUCGGAUUCGCAUUCGCAGAUUCCGAGUGGACCGCGAGGAUCGGACGCUUAUCCACCUCCUCCCGGUGGAGGACCGCCUCCUGGUCGGGGAGAUCGGUGGUGA
Messenger RNA from Penicillium subrubescens, 600 nucleotides. Its product is annotated as putative U1 snRNP complex component Yhc1. Gene Ontology annotation, molecular function: pre-mRNA 5'-splice site binding; zinc ion binding. Lineage: Eukaryota; Fungi; Ascomycota; Eurotiomycetes; Eurotiales; Aspergillaceae. The coding region runs from base 1 to 600 and encodes 199 amino acids. The transcript is spliced from 4 exons. Gene Ontology annotation, biological process: mRNA 5'-splice site recognition; spliceosomal snRNP assembly; mRNA splicing, via spliceosome. The record is from RefSeq and is a predicted model, not a curated record. Gene Ontology annotation, cellular component: U1 snRNP.